CAAUCCUCAGUCUCCAAUUUGUAUUAUGAUACGGCAUAACACUGUAUCAUUAAUGAAACAUUCUGUGUUGAACACAUUUACAGCGAGUCCUCUGUGUCUCUUAUUGGAAAACACUCAAUAAUAUCCAGAUAUUCGUUGUGUUAGCAGGAAAGAUUCUUCUAUAUUAUAUCUACGUCUAAGAAGAACAAGAACUAGAAGAAGAACAAUAAUUUCAAAAUUUGACAAUAAGGAGAUAGCAGACUCUUUUUAUUAUAUAAUUCGUCAUCAACAUAUUCCUCGAGAGAAAAUGUCCACCGAAACUACAGAUGAAUCAAAAUACAUGUCAGUUCCAGGAAAGGGGAUGGUUGAAAUUUCCUGCAGUUUUUUAGAUACGAUAAAACCUAGUGACGAAUUUGUACAAGUUUUCAAAAUAACAUACAUACUUGCUAGAGAUAAAAAUAAAAAUAACACAAAGCAAAUCAAAACAAUAGAAAUAAAGAUGAAAAAAUUGUUUCAUAAAGUAAUCAACUCGCAAGAUACAAAAUUGGACGAUGUAAUAACUCUUGCAUAUACUUAUCAACAGGUAUGUUAUGCAUACCUUAUGUUUCAUCGGGAAAAAAAUCUAUCUGUUGCUAAAGAAUCCAUUCUGCGUUGUUUGCAUUUGAUAAAAGAUAUAAAACUGAGUCCCAAAAUUAUUAUCCUAACUUUAAGAGCGUAUAGUCAGUUAGGCUCUAUUUAUCAACUACAACAGAAGCCGGAGAAUGCUUUAGAAAUGCUUAAUAAAGCUGUAGAUUUAUAUUUGUUAUAUAUAGAAGAACAUAGCGAGUACGAUAUUCCUAUCGAUUAUGAAGAUAUUAUUAUGGAACUACCAUCUACAAAUAGUUAUAUAAAGCUAAGAUCUAUAUAUAUGUUCGUUCUACGAAGAUCAAUAGCUGUACAUGCAGAGAUGGAAUCAAAACCUAAUGAAAAGUUAAUGCGAUCCUAUCAUUUGCUUUUAACUGAUGAAAUCAAUUAUUUGCAAACAACUAAGUUAUAUAAACAAUGGUUUGAAAAAGCAAAGAGAGCAUAUGAUUAUUUAAUUAUAUGUAAUCGUUUUCCAGAAGCUAACAAUUACAUUAAUACCAUGAUGUUUGUAAAAAGAACCUAUUUAUAUGCAGAAUAUAUGGAUAGUAUGGAAAAGAAACUUCCUUCGGAAGAAUUAUAUGAACAGGAUUCUGCCACACUUCAGUUAAUUACUUUAUGCCUAGCGAGAUACGGUGUUGCGCUUCUUCGUCACUCAGUGGAACGACUGCUACGGUUAGAAAAAGACGAAGAUUCUAAAGCUAAUAACUCAACAACUAAAUAUUCAUCAAAAUCGAAAGACCGGAGAUUAUUUCUGUUCGCUGUAAAUAAUGAAGUGUAUUUAGACUCAAGUACAUAUUGUAAUAUAACGCCGUUUACAUACAUCUUGAAUUAUGACAAAGCUCAGAGAUUCUUUUACAGUAUUCUGAACACGAAUUCUAAAUUAGUGUCAAAUCUAGUCAAUGUCAAAUUAUAUAUUUUACUUACAUUACACACUUCUAACAUGUACAAAUAUGUAGCAUUUUAUGAAAAAGACACUGGCAGACGGUUUCUACUACGAAAACGGCACGCAGAAAUUUUAGAGGAGGCUGAAAAUAUGUUAAGUUAUCAGGAUGGUAAUGAAUUACUAAAACUCUUAUGGCUUCAACUAACAAUUGCUUAUUCUACCCUGAUAGACAUGAAACUAGAAGAUAUAGAGGCAGCUCCCCCAUCAUAUAUGUCUCAAAAACAUGAUACACUUGUUGAUGAAAUUAACGCUUUAGUAGCAAAGGGCUUAAGCUUGCUACGAGACUAUAUAUACUAUAGAUAGAUAGUCACAAGUGAUAUUAGAUGUCUCAUUUGGCAUGAAAUGACAAUGUUAUAACAAAUUAUCGCGCAUUACUUGUAAAUAGUUAGACUCAUGACAAUUUAAUAUCAUCAAGAUCUAACUUCGGAUAACAUGUGCUCAAAUCGCUAUGCAAACGAGUGUACAUUAAAUUGUAUGCAAUUAUCAGUGCAACUGACAAAUUAUUAGAGGUGGGCUUAAUAAAUUUAAUAAUUUAAUAAUUUUGCAUAUGAAAUCUUAUUAGAUACUUACGAUAGAUAAUGAAUUUGACAACAGACCAAAUUUCUUCGAAUAGUUUCGAUUUAUUUCGGUCUACUAAUUUUUUUAACUAAUUACAAGCUUGUAAAAAUUAGCACUUCGACAACUUUGUAUCAUUUUGUGUCGUUCGUAAGAGAACAAGAGAUUUUGUGCGUAUAUGGGCAAUGAAAAAUGUAAAAAACAUUAAAGAUUUAGGCGCAAAUAAAAUAAAAUAUAUAAUAGAUCAGAA
Messenger RNA from Odontomachus brunneus, 2351 nucleotides. RefSeq names its product KIF-binding protein-like. Gene Ontology annotation, molecular function: protein binding. The transcript has 2 exons. The record is from RefSeq and is a predicted model, not a curated record. NCBI's taxonomy places the organism in Eukaryota, Metazoa, Arthropoda, Insecta, Hymenoptera, Formicidae. Bases 287 to 1849 code for a protein of 520 amino acids.